ACUCGUUCUUGUCGAAGCCAUAGACGCUAAUCUUGUCGAGCGUCACCUGAUGAAGGAAUGGUUUCACCAUGGAGAAUACCAAGUUUCAAUCAGCAACAUGGGAUGUUGUGGGCCAGUCUUUUGGGGCAUUACCGGAUUAGCGGGCGCUAUCAUAGCGGCUACGCUAGCCAUCGGUCUACCUUUUCUCGUCAACUACUUGGUCGAUGAGCAAUUUAAGUUGUAUCCUGGCACGCAAAUGUACGAAUUUUGGGAGGUGUCGCCCGUGCCGAUGUACAUUUACAUGUAUUUAUACAAUGUCACCAAUGCAGAAGACGUCAUUAACUUCAAAGCUAAGCCGAUCCUUCAACAAGUUGGACCUUACACUUACACGGAGGUGCACGAACGCGUCAACAUAGAGAUGCACGAUCACAAUUACACGCUGAAAUUCCAGCAGAAGCGAUGGUGGCAGUUUGUGGAAGAGCGGAGCAACGGUUCUCUGGAAGACCAAAUCACCACUGUGAACGUUCCUCUUUUGAGCGCCGCGUACAGCAAUCGAUUUUCUCGAAAAUUAAUCAAGGACAACUUGAAUUCCUUUAUCGAUGAAUCCAACAGCACCGUGUUCAUCACAAAAACGGCCGACGAGUUCAUUUUCAAGGGCUACUCGGAUCCCUUUCUGGACGCACAAGCUCAGCUGCCGCCAGGAUUGCUUGACAUUCCAUCGUACGACAAGUUCGGCUGGUUCUAUGGACGUAACGGGUCGGAGUCAUUUGAUGGCGUCUUCAAUAUAUUCACCGGUGUCGAUGACAUCAGCAAACUCGACGUAAUGGACAUGUGGAACUACACCCGACAGACCAAGUAUUACGAAUCCUAUUGCGGGAUGGUUAACGGCUCGUUUGGCGAAGGAUGGCCGCCCAGAAGAGAACGCACCAGCAUCUCGAUGUACUCCUCUGAUCUUUGCCGGUCGAUUACCAUGGACUACACGGAAGAUGUCGAAAAAAAUGGCGUGACGUUUUAUCGCUUUGCCGGAACGAGGAAAAUGUUUGCCAGCGUCGAAGAAGAUCCGGACAACUGGUGUUUUUGUUCGGGCGGCACCUGCAAUCCUUCGGGUGUCACCAACUCGACGACUUGUCGCUACGGAUCGCCGGCAUUCGUCUCUUUCCCUCACUAUUACGAGGCCGACACCUUCUUCCAAAAUCAGGUGGAAGGAUUGAAUCCGCAAAAGGAUCUACAUCAAUUUCACGUGGAUCUUGAACCGCGCACUGCUACUCCGUUAAAGGUGGCGGCUCGUUUUCAAAUCAACAUUCUGAUGCAAUCUAUACCGGGCAUUGAAGUCGUCGAAGAUGUCCGGGAGGUGUACAUGCCAGUGAUCUGGUUCGGUGUUGAGGCUGAUUUAAGCGACAAACUUUUGGGAUUGAUCCAUUUCAUGCUAAUAGGACCCUACAUUGGAUGCUUCUUAUUUUUCCUGAUGUUCGUUACCUGCAUAAUUGUGGUCGCAAAAAGUGCAGUCAAGUAUUCCAAGAUGAGAAAGGAAGUUCCGCCAGUACAUCCGGAGGAAGAAGGUGAUCGAUCGAAAGAAGAAGACCUUGAAAAAUCAGAACCCAUUCAAAAAACAAAUACGUAAAAUUUUAUUUAAUUCCACUUUGACGUGUGUUCAAUGCAAUAGCUUUUGGAAUUUUUUUUAAAUAAAAAGUUUCUUUUUUUGUAA
Daphnia pulicaria is the source of this 1684-nucleotide messenger RNA. RefSeq names its product protein peste-like. Gene Ontology annotation, cellular component: membrane; cytoplasm. Gene Ontology annotation, molecular function: scavenger receptor activity. The transcript is spliced from 10 exons. The record is from RefSeq and is a predicted model, not a curated record. The coding region runs from base 50 to 1600 and encodes 516 amino acids. NCBI's taxonomy places the organism in Eukaryota, Metazoa, Arthropoda, Branchiopoda, Diplostraca, Daphniidae.